This is a messenger RNA of Pyrenophora tritici-repentis Pt-1C-BFP, 852 nucleotides long. Its product is annotated as DUF3761 domain containing protein. Lineage: Eukaryota; Fungi; Ascomycota; Dothideomycetes; Pleosporales; Pleosporaceae. The record is from RefSeq and is a predicted model, not a curated record.
AUGACAACCAAUGCGCCUACGCUGAUCAACUUGCCGCCGCCGCCAUCCGGAGAAGAGACUCCUGGAGACGCCCCGGGCACGCCCAACUCGGUGACGACCACCAUGUCUGAGCUCUCCACGGUGGCUAUCAAGGACGGUCACCGGGGUCACUUUCCUCACCAUCGCAAUCCGGCCGAAGCGGAGCGUGCUGACCGCAUCUCGCGCCUUGCGGGCCUCGAGCGCGUUGCAGUAUCGGGUCGUACGCCUCAAGGACUCAACCCAGGCACGGCAGCCAAUGCCCCGCCAGGUUACUUUGACGCAAACAACCAGCCCCAGCUCUUCCGUGAGCGCAGCACCGUCGGCAGCGCCAGCGCAACUGGCUCUGUUGGCGGUCGCACGACGUGGGCCAGUGGAAGCGACUUGUACGAGCCAGACCGCAUGAGCGAGGAUCAGGACAUGGACACGUCAAGCAUUGGCGGCUUCAGUGACGAAGCGGCUUCCUUGGUCGGCUUCGGUGAGGGUGCAAGGACUCCAGCCCGACAGCACAGCCAGCUUGGUAGCCCUGCUGUUAGCAAGGCAAGUGCAGUGCCUGGCUACCUGAGGGACGGGGCGCCUGCAAGUCCAUUGAUGGGUGUCAGUGUACCUUCGACUUCAUCGACGCAGACCAUGUCUAGCACUGAGCAGCAAAAGAAGGAGGCGCGCAUGAUGAACGGCAUGACGUACGAUGAGAACGUGGUGGAUACUACCAGUCGUGCGCCUCCUGCCAGUGGCCGCGACGGAGACUCGACUUCGGGAGACGCCAUUCGUGAGCGCAUGGCACAGCGUCAGGCCGAUCAAGACGCCAUGGAUGUUGAGCAGCGGAAGCAGGCUUAG